Dipodomys ordii (Ord's kangaroo rat) is the source of this 2155-nucleotide messenger RNA. RefSeq names its product homeobox and leucine zipper encoding (gene Homez). The transcript has 3 exons. Bases 486 to 2048 code for a protein of 520 amino acids. Gene Ontology annotation, molecular function: DNA-binding transcription factor activity, RNA polymerase II-specific; DNA binding. Gene Ontology annotation, cellular component: nucleus. The record is from RefSeq and is a predicted model, not a curated record. Gene Ontology annotation, biological process: regulation of transcription by RNA polymerase II. NCBI's taxonomy places the organism in Eukaryota, Metazoa, Chordata, Mammalia, Rodentia, Heteromyidae.
GCUCUCGGGGGCGGGGGGGGGCAGUCCUGGCCCCGACCCUCCGCGCGGGUGGGCUUGGAGCAGGCCGCACCGAUUUAUAACUCCACUCCCACCCGGAGGCCCUCUGCCCUCUUCCCCUCCCCGCUCCCCCUGCCCCCUCGGCUCAUGGUGCGAGGCUGGGAGCCGCUGCCCGGGCCGGACCGUGUUCCGAGCAAUGUAGACUGCCUGUGAAAUGGAGGCUAGGAGAAACAGUUCCUUCCCAGGCCGCUCCCACAUCCCCAUGACGACCCCCAGGCAACCUCAACACACAGAACCGGACUGAGAGGUUUAGGAGAGACUGCCCCUGACUCGUGCCCAGCCACAGACAGAAAACCAACCUGGAAACCAGGAGCCCAAGUCCUCAGCAGUUCCCGGUUGUUGCGUCUUAACUCGAGACUUCUAAACUGAAAGAAGACUCAAGCUGAGACCUGUUUGCUAUCUGUGAAGGGUACAAAUCAGAAUACAGCAUGCCUCCUAAUAAAGAGGCCAGCAGACUUAGCCCAACAGCAGGGCUCAUCUGCCUACCUCCAAUCUCUGAGGAGAUCCAGCUUGUGUGGACCCAAGCAGCUCAGACCAGUGAGCUGGACAGCAAUGAACACCUGCUUCAGACCUUCAGCUACUUUCCCUAUCCCAGCCUAGCAGACAUUGCCCUUCUCUGUCUACGUUAUGGGCUGCAGAUGGAGAAAGUCAAGACUUGGUUCAUGGCCCAGCGCCUCCGAUGUGGCAUUAGCUGGUCAUCUGAAGAAAUAGAAGAGACACGAGCCCGAGUGGUCUACCAUAGGGACCAACUCCAUUUCAAAUCCCUUCUCGCUUUUACUCAUCAUGCAGGGCGACCCCCAGAGGAGGCAUCUCCAAUGCCAACUGAACAACUUGGUCUUGGCAUAGGUCCUCUGACGCUUAGUGAGCCUACCCAGAUGAAGGGAUUGAAGGUUGAGCCUGAAGAGUCCUCUCAGAUCCUACCUCUGCCAUUGAGUCAUCAGAAAGCAAAGGAGCCCCUGAUGACACCUGGCAGUGGAGCAUUCCUCCACCAAUCAGAUAUUUUGCAGGAUAUCCAGAGCUGUGGCCUUUCCAAGGAGCAGGCAUGUAGGGCUCCUGAGCAGUCAGCUGGCAUAGGUUCUGCUUCCUGGAACAACUCCACAACUGUCCAACAGCCACAUGCUCAAAUUAAGCCCAAACCAAUCUCAAUACUUGCUAGUAGUUGUAAGGAGGAGUCAACAUCUAGUGUGACUCCUUCUUCCUCUACCUCUUCUUCCUCUUUCCAGGUACUGGCUAAUGGAGCUACUGCCACCUCUAAGCCCCUCCAGCCACUGGGCUGUAUCUCGCAGUCACUCUCACUCAGUGAACAGGGACAACCCUCACAUCUGGAGCCAGCCUGGUCCCAUGGGCUAAGGCCUAAUUCAGCUGCAGGUAGGGGUGGCCUCACAGAAUACCUUUCCCCAGAUAUGCAACGCCAGCGAAAGACUAAGCGCAAAACCAAAGAACAGCUGGCUAUCCUCAAGUCCUUCUUUCUACAGUGCCAAUGGGCACGGCGGGAAGAUUACCAUAAAUUGGAACAAAUCACUGGUUUACCUCGACCUGAAAUCAUUCAGUGGUUUGGUGAUACACGCUAUGCCUUAAAGCACGGACAAUUAAAAUGGUUUCGGGAUAAUGUAGUACCUGGCGCCCCUAGUUUCCAAGACCCAAUGAUUCCUACACCACCUUCAACCCGCUCCUUGAAAGAAUGGGCUGAAACACCACCUCUGCCAACCCCUCCACCCCCCCCUGAUAUACGACCCUUGGAGAAGUACUGGGAAGCUCACCAACAGCUCCAGGAAGCUGACAUUAUUAAAUUAAGCCAGGCAUCUAGGCUUAGCACUCAGCAAGUACUGGACUGGUUUGAUUCUCGAUUACCUGAGCCAGCUGAGGUGGUAGUUUGUCUAGAUGAAGAAGAAGAGGAAGAAGAGGAGGAACUGCCAGAAGAGGAUGAGGAAGAAGAGGAGGAGGAAGAAGAUGGUGAUGAUGAUGAUGAUGAUGUGAUUAUACAGGACUGAGGUGGGGGCGGCUAGGGAAAAAGGAAUCUGUUACUAAAAGAUGAACCAAUUUAGUAACUGCUUAAACAAAGAAACCACAUUUUUAUAAUUGCCUUGUAACAAAGAAC